Molecule: messenger RNA, 2007 nt
Organism: Penicillium angulare
Lineage: Eukaryota; Fungi; Ascomycota; Eurotiomycetes; Eurotiales; Aspergillaceae
Product: RanGTP-binding protein
Exons: 5
Coding region: 1-2007 (668 amino acids)
Cellular component (GO): nucleus; cytoplasm
Molecular function (GO): GTPase regulator activity
Source: RefSeq, a predicted model, not a curated record
AUGGACGUUUUCCUUACCCGUCUCACACAACAGGCGAUGAACUAUGCAAUUCGCUCGGGAAUUGCGAUCACAGCUACUUAUGCGAUGCGCCAAUCAUCGCGUCUGCUCAAAAGUGUAAAUAGCGAAGACCGCGCAGAACUGCUUACUUUGCAGCAGAGGCUGGAAAGUAAAAUUCAAGUGAUUGCGCCGUCGAUUGAUAUGAUUGAGUUGAUUGCUGCGCGUGGAAACACAUCGCUCGAGUCUGCCGUUGCUCUUACAAAAUCCCUGAGGUGGGAUAUUCAAGCACUGGGGCAACGACUGGGAAGAGCAGCAUCUUCUGAAGAAGCCAUGCGAAGUAAUUCUAGAUCUUCAAAAGACAGUAGCCGCAUCGAUGCAGAAGUCAAAUCCAUCAUUAAGGAUAUCAGGAACCUUCUGGUGCGCAUAGAGGAUGCUGUUCCGCUUAUGAACUUGGCUAUAACAACCUCGGGGGCUAAGUUGUCUACAAAUCUUCCCUCAACGGUCUCUCCAUCUCGCCUCCUACAAGCCAGUACAUUCUUAACUGCCGGCGAUACACAAUACUCCAUGUCUCAGUCUCAGGCUCAGGCUGUUCAAAUUGGCCCUACAUUCACAUUGUCAAUGUACAUGCUCUUUUCGGGUCACUUGCGUCCUCAUGAUGAAAAAUCCGUCAGAGAAGCAACUUGGAAGGAAGUCAUGCACAAGGCGCGUUUGAAACUUCGACGAGUACCAAUGAGCCUAUACUAUUCUGACGAUCAACACAAAACCUCACAACUUCCUGCACCAGCAGGCAACGAUGAAUAUGCAUACCAAGUGAUGAUUAUCGAAGACUUGGAUGACGGAAGAGUUCAUACUUUCGAAGACGACGAACCGAAGCCUCAUGCAUGUGAAGGUGUUGCUACUGCUGGAAUUCGAGAGAUCUUGCCUAUUCAUCAAAUCUCCAAGAUCUUCUAUGCAGAUACAGGCAGAAUUUUAAACAUCAAUACGGAAGGAGAGACAAACAACCCUGUUCUUCUAUUGAAACGAGACUUAAACGCUCUACCGCCUCGCCAAAAGAUGGAGCGUGAAGAUGUCGAAGAUGAGUAUGCUUCUGAUAAAUCCGAUGGAGACUCCGUUAAUGAAGAGCAAGCACAACUUGACUCUCAAUUACGCGGAAGUGGUCCUUCCGCCCAUGAUAGCUUUAGCUCGCUACAUGAAGACUCUAUCCCCGAAGAGUGGCGUUUACCAUCAGGCCUUGAUCCAGAGUGGAUCGCAUUCGAGGUCUACAACGAGGAUGAUGGGUCCGAUACCGAAUCCGAGGCAGAGAAUCUGCCACACACUCCUACAGAACCCACAAUUGACCCAAACACGAUGGCAAAGCUAUCUCUAAACAAUAAAUCUUCCUCCUCCCCAUCCUCACGUUCACCAGGCCAACAAGAUAUCAUCAACUCUACGUCUGCCACAACAACCGUCUCUAAUCCUCUCUUCGAAAACAUUCGCACCUCCCUCUCUCUCCUGGAAACUAUCCUCCGUCUAACAUCUCUCCAACAAUUCCAACAGCAAUCACAUCUUGCUAUCAGCGACGAGCUCCUUAACUUCUUCCUCGAGGAGUCUUCGACCACUGGAGCUGGCGGCGACGAGCAGCACCGCCAACGACUUCGCUCCGAAGCCCGCCGCCGUGUGGGAUGGGAUCCCUACGAUGAAAGCCCUUUGAAACAUCGUGGUGAAGAUUACCAGUAUGGAUGGGGAUCUGGUAGUCCUUCUGCAUACCCGCGUGGAGACGAAAUGUACUCGCCUGGUGGCAUGUCACAGAGUUUUCAACUUCGAUCGAGAGAGAAUACACCAGAAACUCCUACACAAAAACGGGGUUCCCCGUCUUCCCGUGCAGAUCGGUCGCGACCUAGUGGAUUGAGAGGGAUGACGCCGGCUUACAGUGAGGGAUACGAGUCGAAGCAGAGCUCGCCUUUGGCCAAAAAAGCUGGAAAUAUCCAAAGAGGUGCGGCCUCUGCUUCCGGGACGGGGACGGCGGAGUAA